AUGGCGAGGAUGACUUUGAUGGAUCCUCGGCAGGAGAAAGGAAAGAAGGGGCCAGCGGCGCCUUCGCCAGAGGAUGCCCAGGAGGUCCAGGCUGCCAAGCUUGAAACCGUUGCGGAAGACGAUUGGGGCGGUUGGGGAUUUUCAGUGCCUAUGAGGACAGAAAUCGAGGAGGGGAAAGCGAAUGCCAUCCAGGAUGGUGUCCAGGAGAAUCAGACUCCCGCCGCAGAGGAGAGUGCGGAAGGCGAUGCUUCUAAGCCUGGUGCAUCCGAGGACAUGGAGGAUCCUUGGGGUUGGGUUACUGCGAAGAAGCAUGACAAAGACCCACCACAUACCUCACGGGCAGCAAUUCAAGGGGACAAAGCUACCGCUUCAGAAGAGAGCAACGUUCCCAAGGCUACGGCGUCGGAGGAAGAUGAUGAUCCUUGGCGAGCAUUCGGUCGAAGCGGAAAGAAAGCGAAGAGAAUGGCCAGGAAGCACGUCUCGUGGGAAGACAAUGAUUGA
Zasmidium cellare ATCC 36951 is the source of this 501-nucleotide messenger RNA. RefSeq lists its product as uncharacterized. NCBI's taxonomy places the organism in Eukaryota, Fungi, Ascomycota, Dothideomycetes, Mycosphaerellales, Mycosphaerellaceae. The transcript has a single exon. Bases 1 to 501 code for a protein of 166 amino acids. The record is from RefSeq and is a predicted model, not a curated record.